Molecule: messenger RNA, 1560 nt
Organism: Setaria italica (foxtail millet)
Lineage: Eukaryota; Viridiplantae; Streptophyta; Magnoliopsida; Poales; Poaceae
Product: probable RNA 3'-terminal phosphate cyclase-like protein
Exons: 6
Coding region: 103-1236 (377 amino acids)
Biological process (GO): ribosome biogenesis; endonucleolytic cleavage of tricistronic rRNA transcript (SSU-rRNA, 5.8S rRNA, LSU-rRNA)
Cellular component (GO): nucleolus
Molecular function (GO): RNA endonuclease activity
Source: RefSeq, a predicted model, not a curated record
GCCUCGCCGGCGCGCGCAAAAACCCUAACCCUCCGCGCCUCCGCCUCCAUCUCCGCCGCGCGACGGCAACCACCCGCGAGGAGCACAAAGGCCGGAGUCGAGAUGGAGAGAAAAAAGAGCCGGCGCCUCUCCGGCAGCCGCCACCUCCGGCAGCGGCUGGUGCUGGCGACGCUCACCUCCACCACCAUCACCAUCGAGGACAUUCGCUCCGGGGACGCCGCGCCGGGGCUCCGCCCUCACGAGGUCUCCCUCCUCCACCUCCUCGAAAAGAUCUCCGACCGCCAUGAUAUCGACAUCAACGAGACAGGAACAAAGGUGAGGUACCACCCGGGGAAGAUUCUCGGGGGGAAGGGCCUUGAGCACGACUGCGGGGUGCACCGGGGGAUCGGCUACUUCCUCGAGCCGCUCAUACUGCUCGGCCUCUUCGCAAGGGUGCCCAUAUCGAUUCGGCUCAAAGGAAUCACUAAUGAUACAAAGGACCCUUCUGUGGAUACUUUCCGGAUGACAACCUUGCAUAUGCUCAAGCAUUUUGGUGUUCCUCUGGAGGGUUUGGAGCUAAGGAUUGAUAGCCGAGGAUCUCCUCCUCUUGGUGGUGGUGAAGUGUUUCUCCGGGUUCCCAAUAUAAAUGGCACAUUGACGGCAGCAAACUGGGUUGAUGAAGGUAUGGUGAAGAGGAUAAGGGGUGUUUCAUUCUCUACCAGAGUAUCUCCACAGAUUGAAAACCGCAUUAUUUAUGCUGCGCGUGGAAUCUUCAAUCGCUUCAUUCCUGAUGUUCAUAUAUUCACUGAUCAUAGAUCUGGUUCUGCUGGUGGGAGGUCACCAGGCUAUGGUGUAUCAUUAGUUGCUGAGACCACCACAGGCUGCCUGCUCUCUGUAGAUGCCACUGUGAGUUAUCCUAGUGUUGACGAAAUGAAUGAAGAAUCUGAGAAGCCAGAGCUAAUGUCUCCGGAGGAUCUUGGUGUCCAAGCAGCAUCAAUGCUACUAGAAGAGGUGGCUCAAGGAGGGGUUGUUGACUCUACACAUCAGGGCCUCCUAUUUAUACUGUGUGCUUUGUGCCCACCUGAUGUAUCAAAGGUUCGUGUUGGACAGUUGACACCAUAUGGUAUUGAAACGCUUCGAAACAUCAGAGAUUUUCUUGGUGUCAAGUUUGUUAUCAGUCCUGAUCCCAAUUCGGAGACCGUUAUUCUAAAAUGUGUCGGAGCGGGAGUGACGAAUCUUUCCCGGAAGAUUCAAUAAGCAACAGCAUCAUGAAUCUCAUCAAAGAUUGAGGAUGCAGCAAGAGGUUACUAUGAGACUCUGUGUAACUGCAAAACAGUAAUGAGUUAUCCUAGCUUCUGCUGAAUUUUUCGAGGUGCAUGAUAGGUCUUGCUCUCUGAUGUAAUUUUGAUCUGAGCUGGUGGUGCUAGAAUGGAUUUGUCUGAUCAUAAUUCCUGUACGCUCAACACAUUUCUGUAUCACAUUGUUUUAGUCCAGUAACCGUUUCAGUUUCUAUUUGCUGAGACAUGCUGACAAAUACGAAUGAAAGAGAUGCAAACGCCCGGAGGCAACAUGUUGGUAUUA